AAUUUUAAAAAUAAAUUUCUAAAAAAGUUGGUUUGUGUUCCAUCGAUGUACUGUCACAACAAUAUAAGUAGACAGCAUUGGAAAGUAAAUGAAAAAAAAACUUGGGUUACUCACAAGUUGGUAAAAUACAGUGUAUACGUGACACGAAGAAUAAAAAUUUUGGAAUAAGGUCAUGUAAAAAAUGCGAUGUAGUGAUUAUUGGGAAAUUUUGUUAAAAUUGCUUAAAAUUAGCCAGAAAGCUCGUAAAAUAGGGAGUAUAAAUUUAAAAAUGCACUUUGAGUUGAUUAUGCGAGGUGAAUCGAGCAAUUUUACAAGGGAUUAGGAAAGAUCUGCAUCGGGUAUCGUUAUUAAAUGGUAAACUAAAAUUACUUCCUCAUAAGAAUUGUAAUUGCAGGCAUUGGUACAGGUCCAAGUGCAUCCAAGGUAUUGGGUGAAAAUUUUAUCAGCAAAUAGAAGUGCUGGAUGUGCACGAGACAUUGUAGAAAGACUCGUGUCGCGUGCACUUUGUUGAUCUCCUUUCUUGAGCAUUUUUCUUGUGUCCGACUCUCUACAUUUUAUACCUAUGCUUCUCGAUUCUCUCUACCUAUAUACUUGUUCAAUUUUCCUCAUAACAGUAUCUUUUGGCUCUCCGUAGCUGUGAACGUGUAGCUGCGUACUAUAUGCUGCACAUACAUGCAAGUCGACGUUUAUUCUCGUGUGCAUCAAUAUCUCUCACGUAGAUUAAUGUUAAAUCGGCAGAGUACAUGCAACUUCAUCGUUAUUUAGUUAGUAAUUCGCUCGCCAUGCCAGAAUCGAUUAAGCGAUGAGCCCCAUGCGAGAGUAAGCUUAGAUUGUCGUCGAUCAGCUCACAGCUCGCGCAUACACCGAAGCUUUGUUGUUUUGAGUUUUGCAUAUCAUGCCAGAUGGAGACGACCAAAGCAUCGAAGAGAAUAAACUACUGGAGCCGAGCGGCCGAGGCUCGAACUUUGACGAGAGCAAAGCCGAAGCUUUUGGAAAAAAGGACCAGGCCCAAACUCGCAACCUAGAGACUACUUUUGAUACCAAUUUUUGUACUAAUUGUAAUGGAUCGAUAUCUGCUGUUGGAUGCAAUCAGUGUCAAAAUUGCAGCGGAGUCGAUACCAAAUUUGCCUUUGAGAAGCAAGACAAGUGCCUGAUAAGCGGAGAUGCUAACGAAGAAACAGACUUGGACGGCGACGGCGAAGAGUACCUGCAGCCCGAGGACAAGACGAGUCGAAAAACAUUCGAAUGCGACGUCUGCAACAUGACGUUCUCGAACGGGGCCAAUAUGAGAAGGCACAAGAUGAGGCACACGGGCGUCAAGCCGUACGAGUGCCGAAUAUGCCAAAAGAGAUUCUUUCGGAAGGACCACUUAGCCGAGCACUUUACGACUCAUUCCAAAGUAUUACCCUAUCACUGUCCGAUAUGCAAUCGGGGAUUCCAGCGUCAGAUAGCCAUGCGGGCUCACUUUCAGAACGAGCACGUGGGCCGCAACGACAGCAUCAAGUCCUGCCCUCUGUGCCACUACCGAGCUUCGUCGAUGAAGUGCCUCAGAUUGCAUUACUUCAACAGGCACGGUAUCGAUUUGGACAAUCCUGGCUCGAGCAGCGGAGCAUCGAGCACGACCAGCAUGAUGAAGAAGCUCUUCUCCGGCGAGACGGUCUCCUCGAGCGCGAUGCUCUCCGACAGCGGCGACAGCAGCGAGAACCGAUCGGUCGACAACGCCACUCCGCCCAUGCAUUUUCUCACGCCCCACGUCGAGAUAUCCAUCCCGUACUCCGAUCAGAUCGACGUAAUCCAGAGCCAGCCAAACGAUCACGAUCAGGCAGCCAAGGCCCAACUGGCCGAUUCGCAACUGCCCAGAGGCGGCAACGGCUACAACACCCGAGCCGCCGCCAAAUCCGACCCCGACGACUUUAUCAAGCCUAAUCAGAGCCGUACGAGGGAAGCAGCCGAUGAUGCCGUGACGCCGUCCAUCUCUCUCAUACCGAUCGUGAAGCAGGAGCCGAUGAGCUGCGAGGAUCGCAAGCCGCUCGACAAGCCCGCCUCGGCGGUCGCGAGCCAACCCUCGAUGCCGUCCCUCAUCAAAGUGUCUCCGCUGCAGUCGCUGCUGCGCGACGACCUGCGCCGCAAGUUCGUCAUCUCCAAGGGCAAAGCCACCGCAGCCGCAGCAGCAGCAGCCGCCGCAGCCACUGCGGAGGAUGACGACGACGACGACGACGAGGACGAUCGCCGCAAGGAGCAUCGAGACCGCGAGAGCAACGACAAAGCGAGCUUUCAACUGCAGACCUGCCAGGAGACGAGCUUGAGGCAGAACUUGAGCUGCAGCGCUCUGCAGUGCAGCCAUUGCAGAAUCACAUUCCCGGACCAGACUCUUUAUUUUCUACACAAAGGCUGCCACAGCGAGAGCAAUCCUUGGAAGUGCAACAUAUGCGGCGAGCAGUGCUCCAAUAUCUAUCAGUUCAAUUCGCACUUGCUCAGUAAGAGCCAUCAAUGAGAUCGAACGACGACUUUUUUUCCUUGGACGAGCCGCGACUCCAUGCGCUAAUUACUGGCACAAACUUACAUCACACGACUCGUACACGCCUAAUAUAUAUUUAAGAUAAUUUAUCGAGCCGAGGUCCUAAUUAGUUAUAAAGCUCGUGUAUAUUGUGAGGCAUCGCAAUUCUAUUUACAAUAGCUACCACAGAAUUCACUUUUUUUACACACGAUACACCGAAUGUCCUCGUAAAGUCAGCUUAUUCGGACCAGCUGGGCCGUGCUCCUUCAUUGUUCUCUAUCCAUUCCACUUGAUCCCAUUAUAUACUGUGAAUUAUUUACGAUUAUUGAAUUAAAUCGUUAAGGCGCUGCUCCCGUCAACUCGAUACAUGUUUGCACCCACGCGUUGUAACCAAAAUUAAUGUUCUUCGAUGCUCAUCUGAUUUCCAUCCAAAUAUUGUUAUUUUUUUUUGUAAGAAAAGAAAAAAAAAUACUUUUGAACUUGUAUUUUUUAUAUUGUAUAGUUUGAAAACGGUACGUAACUUAGAAGAAAAUACAUUUUUGUCGAAUCGUUCGAAUUUACGUGUAAAGGCCCAAAUGAGGAAUAUAAUGCAGAGCAUAUUUUCGACUAAGUGAUGUGUUAUCGAAUGUAUAAAUGGCACCGAAGAAAGCAAAAUGAGCUAACUUGAAAAGUUUAACUAAUAGUUAAGAAAUUAUUUAAAUUUUUUCACAAAUUCUGACGUCUAUUAAUAACUGUUUACUUGAAAGAGGUGUCGAAACUAAUGUAAUGAUGCGAUAGAGAAAUUUUAUUCUUACACUCGCUUCGAUGUCUUUUCAGAUUGUUGUACAGAUGUAUGUUUAAAACAAAUUAUGAAAGUUUUUAUUAUGUAGUUGGAUGUUUUAUUAACUAGAAGGAUGACAUAAUAACUUUAUCCAUAUGUUAUGUACUAUGUGUUAUUUGUUUAAAUAGUUUGCAAAUUUGCGCACCCUUAUUUGAAGUAAAAAUAUUACUAUUGAA
This is a messenger RNA of Trichogramma pretiosum, 3493 nucleotides long. Its product is annotated as zinc finger protein Pegasus. Lineage: Eukaryota; Metazoa; Arthropoda; Insecta; Hymenoptera; Trichogrammatidae. Gene Ontology annotation, biological process: regulation of transcription by RNA polymerase II. Gene Ontology annotation, molecular function: DNA-binding transcription factor activity; RNA polymerase II cis-regulatory region sequence-specific DNA binding. The coding region runs from base 896 to 2494 and encodes 532 amino acids. The record is from RefSeq and is a predicted model, not a curated record. The transcript is spliced from 6 exons.